AUAGAUGAAGACUUUGCGAUUCGAUUCGAAUGCAUCCACAAAGCGGAUAGAAACGAGACAGUUGAUCGACUUUAUAACCACGUAACCUUGUCAAAAAAUAUGAAUAUCAAUAUAUGGAUGGAUUAAUAGCUCCAUGGAUGGAUAAACUAAAUUCGAUUGCCAUGGCGAACGGAAGAAGCAGCCUCCGCCCAUUUAUCAUAUUAUUUGUUGGAUCUUUAGUGCUAUACUUCAUCGUAAGACCACCGACAUCACCCAGUAGUUCAUCGAGUACCAGAACCACAAUCGUUGAGGAUGAGGACAGCGAACAUAUAGUUCUACUUAAAGAGAAAAUACUCCAUCUUGAAAGUUUGGUGAACAGACUAGAAAAAUCAGUGGACGUUAUUUCAAACCAAAGAGGUUCAAAUAUUCGAACUAGAGAACGCCAGUCGAAAGAAUCCUCUUCACGGCCGCUAAAGACAAACACGAUUGUUGAAAAAUUAUGGGUAUCAUCAUCCCUUUCGUCUGAGUCGUCAUCUACAUUGUGGUCGUCACUCGACUUCGUCGAUGAAAAGGAGAAUGAGCACGUCGAACCGAUCAAUAAUGACCAACUGGUAUAUAGCUGCCUGGAUGAUGACGGUGAUUCUGACGUCCUCCAAAACGAGAUGUCUCUCUUUGGGAAACCAAUAUAUGCCAAGAAUAAGACUAUUAUGUAUGUAACAAUGCCCAAGUGUGGAAGUCGUACUUUUGUAUGGACAGUCUUCAGACUACAGAUAGAUCACCACUUUGGAACUCCUGUUGGCCUUCCUUACAUGCUUGCGGAUGAACCGCCUGUAAAAAUGAGGAAAUAUUUCGAUCUUGCACUCAGACAAGUUCAAGACGGGGCUCUUGUACACGGCCAUUACCGCUAUAUCGACAUGAAUAGCUCACUGAAAAGUCCCGUGAUGAUCAGCAUUAUACGAGAUCCUGUGGAAAGACUCGUGUCCAAGUUCUAUUUCAUGCGCCAUGGCGACAUGGACAUGGACAAGGAGGAACUCCUGGAUAAAAUCCGUAGACGACGAAAUGGAGCUCUUCCUAACGAGACGAUAGAUGAUUGUGUACAAAAAGCCAGAGGUGAAUGCACUAGUAGUAUGUUCCGUAAUUUCUACAUCACAUCAUUUUGUGGAUACGAUCCUAAAUGCAGUAAAUAUCCCAACUACGCAUUGAAACAAGCCAAACUCAAUGUCGAUAAGUUCUUGGUAAUUGGUCUGGUUGAAGAAUACGAUCUCUCCAUGGCUGUCUUAGAAAAGCUUCUCCCAGAAACAUUCGGUGGAGCAGCUAAAAUAUACGCGGAAAAUAAAGAUCAAUCAAUGGAAAAAUCGAAAACAAGCUACAAGUUACCACCAUCUCCGAUGACUUACUCGAUCCUGAAACAAAAUUUGAAGAAAGACUACGAGUUCUACGAUUACGUGAAAAAACGCCUGCAUAAAGUCGCUAAGAAUCUUGGAAUCGGAUAUUGUGAUCGUUCAUUGUAGAUAGCGUGUCAUUUUUGGGUUGUGUUUUAUAAACUUACUUGUCUAUAAUAACCUGAAGCACAACUCUAUAGCAGGUUUGCUAUCAGCCAAUCGCAUCGAUUUUUUAAAAAUAGUUUUAAACUGUUACUGUAAAUGUGCUCAUACUAAAAGUUUCAUAAAAGUUUCAUGUCCAUAGGCUUCUGUGCCGAUCAAUAAAUAUUGAUACAUAUAUAUUUUACAGACCAAACAAGCAUUAUAUUAUACACCAGUAUUCAUUUUCUCUCUUCCAUUUUUGCUGCUUUGCCGAUAAGGGUCCUCUUGAUUGAAUCACAGUAACUUAUAAUGUCAAUUCAUCUUGUUCUGGGAGAAAUCAAAUUUUGUUUCCCGUCGUGAUGAGGAAAAAUUGAAGUAUUUCAUGUGAAAAAAUACAAAAAGUAUAGAAAGACUGUGACACUAUGGCUCUCUCAUUUCAUCUGUGUUGAGCAUUGUUUUUUUUUAAAUAAAAGUGAAAUUUGAAAAUAUUAUAACUUUUCUAUUUUACACCCGAUUUCUGUGAAAUCUUUAAUAUUAUGCUUGUUUGAUUUCUUCAAUUUUCUAAAUUAACUUUGUGUUAGAGUGAUAUGAUAGCAUAUGCCAAUUAAACUUAAGCGUUUUUUUUAAUAGAUUUUAUAAAAAGAUUUUAUUGAGCAGGUGCUAUGUAUGCUUGAAAACUCGUUCAUACAUAGAUUCGCAGGCCUAUUUCAGGAAAUUAAAGUAGGCCUACUGUGUUUUCUUGAAACUUCGUACUUGCAAACAUUUGAUAGUUUAAUUAAUUUGAAAUUUUAUUAUGAUUUACGAGUUAUGUUACAAAGAAAAUUGUUCCCAUCCUUUAAAACAAAAUUGUAGAAUAAACAAAGACCCUUCAUUUUAGGAACAAUGAAUCGUUUAGGGGUAAACGGUCAAAAGCAGUGAUUAGACUGACUUGUUUCAAACGUUUCUUUUAAGCGGGAAGAACGUUCUGGGGACAAUUUGUACUCUCUGAAAGAAAAAGAGCCAAUCUAAUCCCCAAUAACACUCCUCUUGGAGUAAUACUAUAGGGACCAAUCCCUUUGGAGUGAACUGUACAUCCAUUUAGAGUAUAUUAUGACUCCUUUUGGAGUGAACUGCAAGAAGAUACUUAUAAAAGGGGGCCUUCACCCUACAAGCUCUGCUUUUUAGUUGAUCUCCUUCCCUUUCGAUUUCAUGGUAUUAUUGUAUUAUAAAAAUUGAUUUAAAUGUUAUAUUUUGUAAAUAUGUAUAUUGAACUAUCAUUGAAAGAUGAAAUAAGUGAAUUGAAUUGAACCAAUAAAGAGGCACAUGCAGUAAUACUAUAGGGACCAAUCCCUUCGGGGUGAACUGUACAUCCAUUUAGAGUACAUUGUGACUCCUUUUGGAGUGAACAGCAAGAAGAGGCACAUGCAGUUCACUCCAGAAGGUGUUAUAAUGCAUCUAAACGAGUGUACAGUUCACUUCAACUUCAAGGGGAUUGGUCCCUCACUCCAAGGGGGUGUGAUUAGGGGCUAGAUUGGCUCUUUUGCAUUUAGAGAGAACACAUUUUAAAAUUUGUUAUGAGUAACUUUCAAACAAUGAGAACUUCUUCCCUGAAAACAUAUCCGACUAUCACUCGCUCGCCGUUAGAAACUGAUAUUGAUAACAAGAGGUGCAUAUUGUGCUAUUUGUGUGGAAAUGUGUUUCAUAGUUCGGUAUCAAGAAUACAGAAAUUUAUAUAUAGUACAAAAAUCAGACAUAAUUAAACAAAAUAUGUGAUGACAAAAACAGAAUAUAAAUUAUUCAAAAACAUCAACAUUUGUAAAAAUAUAGAAACAUAACAAACAAAAGUAACAUGAAAGGAAAUAAAUCACAUCAACAUGAAUGUAAAACAACAUCAUGUUUAAAAAUAAGAGAAAGAAAGAAGUAAUAUUUUCAAAUUGUUGAUUUGCGUGCUGAAAGAGUUUAUGUCAUUGAUCAUUCUAAAUGUUGCCGGGUAAAGAAUUGAAAAGUUUGGAUACACGAUACAAUUGGACUGCUUUUAAUAAAAUUUGUGUGGGGGUCUUGAAAGGGUUAUUUGUGUUGUUCACGCAAUUCUUGAUAUCAAAAAAGAAAGUUGGAUAUCAAGAAAUUGAAAUAAAGGAUAAAACGGCUGUUGACACGUACAGUAUGUUGGCAUAUAGGUGACAGUCUCAUAAUUCUGAAAGCGUUACAAAUUUCGUGAUUGUUUAUAUCCGAAUUUUUAAUGUCAUCUCUUUUAUAAUUGGGUAAAAAUGCUCCAUAAGGGUAAUUAUGUGUCCAACUAACAUUGGGCAUUUCCUUUGGGUAAUUUUAGUUAUCCGGUGUGAUGAAAAUUUUGCCCAUUUUAAAGUAAUUGCUGCUUAUUUUUUUAACCUUACGGGACAACGUGCUUCCCGCAUUGGGUAAAAUACUUCCCCAAAUUGGUUGGACACAAUUACCCUCGUGCUGGUUAAACAAUUUACCCAUUGUUUUUUUUACAGUGUACGGCAACUUUGGGGGGUAUUUUGCUUAUAUUUUUAUGACAAUCGUCACUGGCAAGUUUCAGAAAUGCAGUGAUAUAUUUUUU
Lytechinus pictus (painted urchin) is the source of this 4062-nucleotide messenger RNA. Its product is annotated as heparan sulfate 2-O-sulfotransferase 1-like. Gene Ontology annotation, molecular function: sulfotransferase activity. The transcript has 8 exons. Lineage: Eukaryota; Metazoa; Echinodermata; Echinoidea; Temnopleuroida; Toxopneustidae. Bases 114 to 1490 code for a protein of 458 amino acids. The record is from RefSeq and is a predicted model, not a curated record. Gene Ontology annotation, cellular component: membrane.